Molecule: messenger RNA, 1302 nt
Organism: Stereum hirsutum FP-91666 SS1
Lineage: Eukaryota; Fungi; Basidiomycota; Agaricomycetes; Russulales; Stereaceae
Product: acetylornithine aminotransferase
Exons: 4
Coding region: 1-1302 (433 amino acids)
Cellular component (GO): mitochondrial matrix
Molecular function (GO): identical protein binding; pyridoxal phosphate binding; transaminase activity
Source: RefSeq, a predicted model, not a curated record
AUGAUCCCCCUCGAGGAAACUGACAUACGCACGAAGGAACUGAUCAUGACUGCCGACAAGUACAUUCUUCCCGUCUACGCGCGCCCACCAAUGGUCCUGGACCAUGGAAAGGGUGCAUGGGUGUGGGAUAUCGCGGGACAAAAGUACCUUGACUUCACCGCAGGCAUUGCGGUGAAUGCACUAGGGCAUGGGGACGAGGGUGUUGUCGAGGUCAUGCGCACCCAAGCCAGCAAAAUCCUACACGCCUCGAACGUCUACCAUAACGAAUGGGCUCCUCCGCUUGCGUCCCUGCUCGUUACUCUCACGCAGGCCGAGGGAGGUCUUGGCUACCCGGCCAACAACCCAGCGCCCUCUCCUGCACCUGGUGCCAAAGUCUUCUUCGCGAAUAGUGGAUCCGAAGCGAAUGAAGGAGCACUGAAAGUUGCUCGCAAGGUCGGAAAAUCACGAGGACCUGCCGAUGGGUCCAAGUCCGAGAUCGUAUCCUUUGAAUCCUCGUUCCACGGUCGCACGCUCGGUUCGCUCUCCGUUACGAACAACGCGAAGUAUCAGGACCCGUUUAGGCCGCUCUUGCCUGGAGUGAAGGUGGGUAAGGUGAACAAGACCACGGGCGCGGAGCUGGAAGAGCUUGUGAAUGAGAACACUUGUGCUGUCAUCUUGGAACCGAUCCAGGGCGAGGGUGGGGUAAACGCGGCUGAUGUAGCUUGGGUGGAAAAAUUGGUUACGCGCGCGCGGGAGGUCGGGGCUAUAGUCAUAUUUGAUGAGAUCCAGUGCGGGCUCUACAGAACCGGCUCCUUGUGGGCCCACUCGACAUGGCCAAUCUCUUGCCAACCUGACAUCGUGACCAUGGCAAAGCCUCUUGCAAAUGGAUACCCUAUCGGAGCAGUCAUGAUGCGUGAUGCCGUUGCGGAAGUUAUGACUGCGGGUACGCAUGGGACGACUUUCGGAGGAGGCCCAUUGGCCUGUGCGGUCGGAUAUCACGUCCUGAGUCGUCUGAGUGAGCGAGCGUUUGUCUCUCACUUGAUGGAGACCUCGACGUAUCUGCUUGGGCGGUUAGAGAAGCUGUCAGCUUGGUAUCCGGAACUGGUGGCGCCGAAAAUCCGCGGAAGGGGGAUGAUACUCGGGCUGGUGUUCAAGAGGGAAGGUGACCCAGGACGACUCGUCGAGCUCGCACGGGAGCGAGGGGUGCUGUUGCUCACCGCUGGGAAGGACUGUGUGAGGCUGGUACCGAGUUUGAACAUCACCCAGGCCGAAGCAGGACAAGCGGUGGAUGUGAUUGAGAGCUGUCUGUCGGUGAUGGAAUAG